AUGUCCUCCUGGGAAAGGGUCCUAUGGAGGCAACAGCCCUACCCUGACAACUAUGUCCCACCUUCAUUUCUAUCCUCUCUGAGCAAGAAUCCCAACUUCACACCAUAUACCUACUGGCCCCUGGUGCUCGGCUCGUGUGCUAUCACUCAACAUCUAUCGACCAUCUUCAUCUUCCUGUCUACGUUUGUGCGUCUUCUCGAUCAAUCAUUCGACCCGCGGCUCCUCGUCACAACGUCCGCGGCCAUGUUUGUGGCGGGUUAUAUCAUAUGGGAGAUACUAGAUUAUUAUCGAGGGAUGAACCUUCAUUCGAAUCCGGCUGAUCGACGUAGGUUCAGUGCGAAGACUGCGAAGGCCUGUAUCUUAGUGUUCCUCGCAUUAAUGGCUCUCUCUCCGAUCUUGAGGACGUUGACGGCUUCUACUUCGUCCGAUUCAAUCUGGGCCCUGUCGGCUUGUCUCUUCGUCGUCAACGCAGCUUUGGCGGACUAUAGCUCGGCUAGAUUGGGCGGGCGUGUUGAAGAAAGGUUGACCUCAGUCUUGUCGAUGAAUGCGGCGAUUUCUUCGGCCGUCGUACUGGCCUCGCGACUUCAAGACGAUCUGUCUGUGUUCGCCCUGACACUCUUCUCCAUCCAGCUUUUCGCGUUGUUUCCCAUACUUCGGCAUCGACUGCAGGCCACCCACAUCGUCAUCCAGGCCAUACUGACUCUGGCGAUUUCAUUUUUGUCGAUCUCAUUGAUGGCCCCGAUUUCAUUCAACGUGGCGAGCAUGUUUGCUUCCGUUCUCGUCUUUGUGACGUUUAUCGCACCAAUGAUUCUCGUCCGGGCCCAGAAGUUCAAGAACGAAAUACGGGGACCUUGGGAUGUUGCUACUCCAAAGGUCAAUUGA
Stereum hirsutum FP-91666 SS1 is the source of this 882-nucleotide messenger RNA. Its product is annotated as phosphatidylinositol N-acetylglucosaminyltransferase. Gene Ontology annotation, biological process: GPI anchor biosynthetic process. Gene Ontology annotation, cellular component: glycosylphosphatidylinositol-N-acetylglucosaminyltransferase (GPI-GnT) complex; membrane. The record is from RefSeq and is a predicted model, not a curated record. The coding region runs from base 1 to 882 and encodes 293 amino acids. The transcript is spliced from 6 exons. NCBI's taxonomy places the organism in Eukaryota, Fungi, Basidiomycota, Agaricomycetes, Russulales, Stereaceae.